Protopolystoma xenopodis is the source of this 102-nucleotide messenger RNA. NCBI's taxonomy places the organism in Eukaryota, Metazoa, Platyhelminthes, Monogenea, Polystomatidea, Polystomatidae. The record is from the annotation of a GenBank genome assembly.
AUGCUCGCCCCUAAAGCCGCGGGUUCAUUGCUCGAGUCCCGCUGGCGAAAUGAUGGGCCCAAGAAGAGUCUGGACUGGCCGGUGCGGUGGGUUGAAAUGUAG